Messenger RNA from Rhipicephalus sanguineus (brown dog tick), 441 nucleotides. RefSeq names its product homeobox protein ESX1-like. The coding region runs from base 1 to 441 and encodes 146 amino acids. The transcript is spliced from 3 exons. Lineage: Eukaryota; Metazoa; Arthropoda; Arachnida; Ixodida; Ixodidae. The record is from RefSeq and is a predicted model, not a curated record.
AUGCACAAAACCCAAACCUCAGAUGUGCGCAUCCAGAUGCCCUAUCUCAACUUUGUUCAAAGCAAGAGAAGGAUUAGCCACACAGCAGACGUGCCCCCGGCACUCGUCGCAGCAGACGUGCCCCCGGCACUCGUCGCAGCAGACGUGCCCCCGGCACUCGUCGCAGCAGACGUGCCCCCGGCACUCGUCGCAGCAGACGUGCCCCCGGCACUCGUCGCAGCAGACGUGCCCCCGGCACUCGUCGCAGCAGACGUGCCCCCGGCACUCGUCGCAGCAGACGUGCCCCCGGCACUCGUCGCAGCAGACGUGCCCCCGGCACUCGUCGCAGCAGACGUGCCCCCGGCACUCGUCGCAGCAGACGUGCCCCCGAAGAAGGACACCUUUGGUGAGCAUGCCAUGUCUCUUGCUUUUGAUGGCCUCCGGCUAUUUCUGCAGCAGUGA